Messenger RNA from Cutaneotrichosporon oleaginosum, 1651 nucleotides. RefSeq lists its product as uncharacterized. NCBI's taxonomy places the organism in Eukaryota, Fungi, Basidiomycota, Tremellomycetes, Trichosporonales, Trichosporonaceae. The record is from RefSeq and is a predicted model, not a curated record.
UCCAUUUCAGCCCACGUUUGACAUGCUGCCGAUAAGAAUCCUCCUCACUCUACUCGCCUCUGUGGCCCUCACCUCGGCCGCGCCUCACCACCUCGCCGGUCGACAGGAUGAGGCCGAUCCCAGUGCGACACCUGAUGUCAUUGUCGAGCCGCCCCCUGAGGUGACGGAUACUGCAACUCCCACAGUUGCGCAAACAACCAACGACAUUGUUAUUCCGACCUCAACCACCACGAGCGACGAGGCGACCAUGACCGACGGCCAGGAGCUCCCCUUUGCCAACUGCCGGAGCGAAUGCAGUGGUGCAUUUGACGACUUCUCCAGGAACUGUGAUGGAUCAAACCCUUCGAACUGCAAGACUGUUUGCGAAAUGUGGCUCGAAGGCUUCAAGCAAUGCGAAGCUUGCAUGCAGACCAAGGGGGCGGCUUCUGACCCGGGCCAAGCUAAGAUCACCGAGUGGGCUCCCUUCGCAGCCAACUGCCCUCCCGUCGGCGGCGGUGGUCUUGACGCCUACAACUUCGGUGAUUGUGGAGACACAUGCAAGCCGCCACUGCAGAGUAUCAUCACUGCCUGUGAGGUCGCUACGGAAUGCGCCAAGAGUUGUGACCAAAAGGAAAACCUCAUGAAGUGCAAUGACUGUGUCUCCGCCCCGAGCUCAACUGCGGAUGACAAAGCUAAAGCCCUUGUCAAGGAGGCAGUCGAUGGUCUCAACGGCCGCUGUGGUGGUGCGCCGGCGGGCUGUGAAGAGGCGUGCAAGGCGUUCCCCGACCUCAAGGCCGCAUGCGACAACCCGAACAAUGAGUACAGCACCGACUGCCUGGGCACGUGCUGGAGCGAGUGGGACACUUAUGCACCUUGCGAGCAGUGCUACAUUAAGAACGGCUCGGUACCUGCCGACGUCGCCAAGACGUUCGAGGCCGCCACCUUCUGGUGUGCUCCUGGCGGAUGCUACGUGGCUUGUGACGAAGCGACAACACAGCUCUCCGAGCACUGUACCGCGGGUGAGGAAGCAUGCAAGAAGAACGUCUGCGAGAGCGGGGCGCGCAAUGCUCUGCAACAGUGCCGUUCUUGCAUGUCCAACGCGCCGGUCGACGACAAGGCUUGGCGCGAUGACAUUAUUCUGCCACCCAUUUCAACGGUGGACGACUACUGCUCUGGCAAGAUUGCCUGGCCUACCGACCAGUGUCAAUCAAUUUGCAGCCCGAUCCUGGACCUCGACUACAACUCUUGCAAGGAUGCAGACAUCAAUAAGUGUGCUGCCAUGUGUGCUGAUGAGAGUCUUGGUGCUCUCGAGCAGUGCAUGCAGUGCGCGACAGACUCCACCGUCGAGGACUUGUUCAACAAGAUGCGCGGCUGGUGCAAGGAGGAUCCCGGUCCCACUCCGAUCGUGGUUGUCGUCAAUCCCACCGUCACAGUCACGGUCCCCAACCGUCCACCUCCUACCGGCAUUGCUCCUGAGUCGCGUCCCACCCCCACUGGCAAGACGGGCAUCUCGGUCAACACGAGCCGCCCCGUUGCCACCACCCGCCGCCCAAGCGGAAGCGCGCGCGCCACAAGUCAGAGCUCGGCAAGUGAACUCUCCUUUAGUUUCGGAGGCAUGGGUUUCGGUGCUGCCCUCGGCCUCAUCAUGGGCAUCCUCGUCGUUGUCGUCUAA